UUGUUGUUUUGUUUUUUUGGUUUAAUGGGGGCUGGGGAACUGACCCAUGAGCACAAGUUCCUGUAUCUUGGUUUUCCAAUCUUUGAGGGAGUAGCACAGCACAGAUGUAGAUGCACACAGACACCAAUUCCAUUUUAUUAACAGCUGGAGCAAGCCAUACAGGUUACGUAUAUUGUGCUGCAUUCAUCUGAUGGAGCUAUAUAUUGGAAUAUAGAGAAGAGAGAAGACUAAAGAUGAUGAACAUGAUUCUAUUCUAUAAAUACUUUCCAAUCUGGCCUCCAUCUGUCAUCACAUACACACUGUGAAAACAAUCUCGUUGAAAAUGUGAUUCAUGACUACAGUGAUCUUUGUCAGAACGUCGCUUCAUUGGAGCGCUUGGGCAGAUUGAACAGCAGCACUUGGAAGCUCACACACUUGCACUCUGAGAUGGCUUCAGAGUCUUACUGUCAUGGGACCAGCACUACCUUUGAAAUGAACAAGAGGGAUAUCCUGUUAUUUGCCAAGGCAUCAUGGACUCACCUGGAUGAAGAUUCUGUGACUCCAACAGUAGUAGACAACUCUCUUCCUCUUUCACAGCUUGAAGAUUCUAAAGAAGAAAAUAUUCGCCACUGGCUGGAUUCUGGGUUCUUCUUAUCUACAAGUGAAGAUUUACAACAAGGCAGAGAAAAAGCAGUUUCCUUGGCUAACCCAGGAAUGGUGCAAAUGACUGUGCAAAGCUAUAUGAGAUCUCUGCAUCAGUUUUCAGAAACUCCUGUUAUGUCAAGAUGGAACAGUUUCAACUCGUCCCAUUCUCUUGCUAGUGCACCGAAAAGCAUCACUGAAUGGUUGGAGCUCUGGGAAAAGGAUCCAGUUGAGAUUCUGCUGGAUCUGGGGUUUGGAACAGAAGAACCUGACAUUUGCACUAAAAUCCCCUCUCGAUUCAUUAGUAAUGCUUCCGUAGCAAAAGGAAUCAACAUCCGAGUCUUUCUGGAAGCUCAAAAGCAGCGUAUGGACAUUGAGAAUCCCAAUUUAUAUGGACGUUUUCGACAACUGAAAGUCUUGGAUCAUGUGACUAGUGCCUUCUCCUCUUUGCUGAAUGGUAUUAACACCCAGCAACAGAAAUCAGAGGAGAGUAAUGGGGAAGAAAAGAGCAUGACGGACAUUGAGAGGGACAAAGUUGAGGCCACACGAACCAAGCGGAGAAGGCUAGGACAUCUUCUGAGAAAAGCUUCUAGACAGGCAACAAUACUGCAAAGGAGUGCUCAGGCUUCUGGGAAUUCAGAUUCAUUCAAGGAUAGAGAAGAACAGUCUCCCACCUAUGCUGAGAUGGACCGGCGCACAGCAAUCAGGACAGGUUUUUCUGAAAAUACUACCUUGGUGGGUCUGACAGAGGAACAAUCUUCCACUGAGGAUGAUGCACUGACAUUAUCACAGGCUCCAACAGGGAAAUCUCAGGUUUAUUCAUAUAUACCUAUCAAAGACAGACCAAGGAAGGAGUCCAAUUUGCUCUUGACCCACAUGCUCAGAAGGGUGUCUGGUCUAAAGGGCAAGCGUCCAGAUUCAUUUGAAAUGGAAGAGAUCCAGAGCUUUGAGGAUGAAACUCCAGGGGGAAACCUUCAUGACAGCACUUCAGAAGUGCUGGUGACAAGAACAAACAGCUGCCAGUCUGACAGCAGUGGAUUUUUGGAGGAACCACCGGAGCCCUUACCUUUACAAAAUUCACCUUUUCCAGGACACCUGAACCUUAACUGUGAUGCCCAUGACCAAAAAGUAGCUCUGCCACAUAGAAUAGCUCUCGCUGUGUCACACCAGGAUUUUCAUCAAAAGCCAAAGGGCCCUGUUGCUAACACCUCCACUGCAGAUUGCAAGAACAUUCCAAGGGUGUCUAGUCCAGACAGAGACCACAAGGAUCAGAGGGAAGAGACCGCCCUCUCACUAACUGUGGAAGAUGGUCUACAUCAAGUCUUCAGUGAUCAAUCAGAAGGGGUUGUCAAAGAAAUGGUGUACGAUGCAAAUAAGCAAGAGAUUAAAAUUGGAAGAGAGCAACAGCAAACUCCAUGUUUUCAGGAUGGUAAUCAGGAAGUGGGAGAUACUGUCACCCCAGAACCUAACUGUCAUUUAUACUUCAGCUUAGUACCCAAAACUCAAGCUCCAUCUCACACUGAAGAGAAUGGCACGCCUCCCAUUGACUUCACUGGCAGUGGAGGCUGUGCCAGACAAGAGGCAAGAGAGGGACCUUUGACUGAGGAGGAUGCUGGGAAAGUACUUAAGGAAAAUAUCCAGGAAGGUAUUACAGAACAUGUAAAAGGAAAGCAAUGUGAUAAGGAGAUUAUCAGUAAAGUUGAUACCCUGGUUCCAGACACCAAGGCCACAAAUGGUCAGCAGUUUUGCAAACCAGAGACUGAUAUAUACAAUAUAAGCUGCUCUUGUGAAACACGGACACCAGAGACCCAAUGGCAGGUCUCACAAGUACAAAACAAAAACAAGGUUAUUUCAAGCAGUUCUUUACAAGUGGCUAAUUUUUCUGCUUACUGCAGAUCUGAAUUUAGUUCCCAGGAAAGCACAGAGACUUGCUGUUUGGGUAAAAUAUCAGAAGCCACCAAAUUGGAGAAGAAUGAUUCUGUCCAAAAUGCUGAAAUACACCCUAAUCCCUCUAAGUCUGUUACUGUUCAGAUGUCUUCAAGGCUGGUGUCUACUGUGCAAAAAGCUUCCUUGAGUGAAGCCCUCGGCAAAGGCCAGUCUUUAGAAAUUAAAUCCAUAGGGUCCCAGUGCUCUGAGGGUGAGCCAAGAAUUACUUCAGAACUGGGUAUUUUGAAGGAAAGUCUAAAGAAGACAAGAGAAGCUUCAAUUCAAACUGACACAAUUGGAAUAAAAACAAGAAAUCAGUGGCCUGACCCAAAUCUUCUCCCUCCAUUCUGUAGACAUGGUCAUCUCACAAAAUCAGUCUCCCUAGACACUGGGCUUUCUGGGAAAUACAGAUCAUCCUACCAUGAAACACUGGGUGCCCAGUCUGCCCAGUGCGGUCACAGCUGUCAUUGUGUUUGCUGCCAUCAUUGCUGCUUUCAGUGGGCCUUUCCCUUCACUGCUUCCUCCAAACAUCUUGGGGCCUGUUGUUCAAAUCACAGCACCAUAGAGUUACAGCUUUUGAAAACACUAGAGCUACUGCAGGAUACAACAGUGAGGAGUAUUUCUCCAUGCACAAUCCAUGAAAUAGAAGCUAUGAAGAGUUCGUGCCAGAGUUUCCGGGAGAAACUAGAUGAGAUUGAGCAACACCUGAUAGAGCAACAAGAUCUUUUUUCCAGUGCUAUGUCAGAUGAAGGAAGGGAAAAAAAAAGACAACUGCAGGUCUUACGUCAAGCUGUUCGUCGUGAGCUUUCUGAACUGGAAUUCCAGCUGAAUGAUCGAUCUCGCCAGGCUAGGGAGGGAAUUCUGAUGCAGCUGGACCAAUUACUAGGAGAACAAUCCCAUCUGUUUUCAGAGCUUGGACUCCCUGACUGGAGGGAAGAAAGAAAUGCCCAGAAUAAACAAGUUGUUCCAGAUGCCGCUGACACUAUGCAUCCUAGAGCUGGGUGCUCAGAAACGGUAGUUCCAAGGCGCCUGAGCAGAAGUGAAACAUUCCCAUCAACUCCAUCAGCCUCAGUGCCGGGAACACCAGAGAUACAGUUUCCUGCUAUGGCAACAGCGGAGCUAGACCCACAGGAACUCCCCACCAGUAAAAAGGAAAUAAAAGGUCCUCCCCAGCCAAAAAUUGACUUUAAGACUUUUCUACAGAGUGUAAGAAUUCAUUUUAUUCUGCUUGCUUGCAUAUUCCGAUGUCAGAACAUGGUGACACGAGAUUACUAUUGCUUUUAUUAGAGUAGUGGCUAGAGGCCCAACCAAGUGCCCCUUUGUGCUAGGUGUUAUACAUACCCUUACCAAGCUAUAGUUUCUGCUCUGAAUAGCUUAUAAUCUAAGUAGACAGAGCAGACAAAGGGUGGGGUAGCAUUCUCAAAGUUAACUGCAGCGCUUACUCAUGGUAAUGAGGGCCGUAUUAUUAUGUGGCUGGUGGUAUCAGCAAUGCCUUGUCCGUCUAGAACUCUGAAUGUGAUUGGUUGAGAUCUAUACCAAACUGUGUGAAAUUAACCAGUAGCAUUAGCCUGCAAAACAACUUGAAUUAGUUUACAUGGACAGCAAAGGUAAUGAAUUUAGGUAUCAGAGGGAUAGCCGUGUUAGUCUGUAUCCACAAAAACAAUGAGGAGUCUGGUGGCAACUUAAAGACUAACAAAUUUCUUUGGGCAUAAGCACCAUGAUGCAUCUGAAGAAGUGGUUUUUUUACCUACGAAAGCUUAUGCCUAAGUAAAUUAGUGAAUUUAGGGUUUCACCGGUUUUGUGUAAAAGUGAAAAUGCUCACCUUUUUUGAUUGAUCUGCUUUUACAGUUUCACCAUCAAUAAGAAACAGAUUUUUUUCUUUAUUGUUCAAUAUACAAAAGCUUAGUAAAAUAGAUUAACUAGAAAGUGGUCUAGCUAAAGAGUCAGAUGGGUAAUGGUCAUGGUCUUUCACUUUUCCACUUAAGAGUAUGGACCCAAAUCUUUAGGGCUGGACCCUCUCUUAAGCAAAUAGCUAGAGCCAGAUUUCUACACUACCUCCAUGUAAGCCUCCAUAAAAUCAGUGGAUUUCAUUCUUCUCACUUUUAGGGUCACCAAGUGUCCAGUUUUCGACCGGAAUGUCUGGUCAGAAAGGGACCCUGGUGGCUCUGGUCAGCACCACAGACUGGACCAUUAAAAGUUCAGUUGGCAGGCUCCCUAUCUGGCUCCGCAUGAUUCCUAGAAGCGGUGACGUGUCCCUCUGGCUCCAAAGCGCAGAGGCAGCCAGGGAGGCUCCAUGCACUGCCCCUACCCUAUGUGCCAGCUCCUCAGCUCCCAUUGGCUGGGAACUGCAGCCAAUGGGAGCUGCAGGGGUGGUGCCAGUGCACGGUGGUCGCAUGCACCCCUCCUCCAUCCCAAGCCCCUCAUCCUCACCCCAGACUCCACACCCCCAGCUGGAGACCUCACCCCCUCACAUACACUCCAAUCCCCUGUCCCAGCCCAGAGCCUUCCCACACCCCAAACCCCUCAUUCCCAGCUCCACCCCAGUGCCUGCACCCCCCAGCCAGAGACCUCACCCCCUACACCCCAUUCCCCUUCCCCAGCCUGGAGCCCUGUCCCCUGCACCCUGAACCCCUCAUUUCUGGCCCCACCCAGAGCCUACACCACCAACCAGAGCUUUC
Messenger RNA from Gopherus flavomarginatus (Mexican gopher tortoise), 5225 nucleotides. It is a transcript of the gene ITPRID1, whose product is annotated as ITPR interacting domain containing 1. Bases 427 to 3834 code for a protein of 1135 amino acids. Gene Ontology annotation, molecular function: signaling receptor binding. NCBI's taxonomy places the organism in Eukaryota, Metazoa, Chordata, Testudines, Testudinidae. The record is from RefSeq and is a predicted model, not a curated record. The transcript has 16 exons.